AUGGGGUUCUGUGAGUAUAAACAAAGGAGAUUGCUCAAUCUGGAGCCAAGAAAUCAUAGCAAACUGGAGCAGGUGACAGAGUUCAUUUUGAUUGGCUUCCAACUUCCUAGGUGCUUGGAGCUCUUCAUUUUUGUGGUGCUUCUUCUCAGUUUCCUGCUAACAUUAGCUGGGAAUAUUGCCAUCAUCACACUGGUACGUCUGGACCAGCGUCUCCAAACCCCCAUGUACUUUUUCCUCUGUAACCUCUCACUCAUGGAGGUCUUCUUUGUCAUAUCUAUCAUCCCCAAGAUGCUGGUGAACAUGGUUUCUCUGAACAAAGCUAUCUCUUUCUUGGGCUGUGUGGCCCAGUGCUAUUUCUACUUCUCCUUUGCUACCAGUGAAACCAUCCUUAUUGCCGUGAUGGCCUUUGAUCGCUAUGUUGCCAUCUGCAGACCACUUCGCUAUGCCAUCAUCAUGAAUGGAUGGGUCUGCACCUACUUGGUCCUGGGUUGCUGGAUGGGUGGCUUCCUUUCUAUCCUUGCCCCAAUCAUUUUGCUCUCUUACCUUUCCUACUGUGGCUCUAAUAUUAUAGACCAUUUCUUCUGUGACUAUGCCCCAAUGAUAAAACUUUCCUGCAAUGACGUGUAUGCUCUCCUGGCUGUGGAGACUGCCCUGUCCUCAGUGGUGCUCCUGGGCUCUUUAACGGUCACUGUUGUCUCUUAUGUCUACAUCAUCACAACCAUCUUAUGCAUGCAUUCCACCAAAGGUCGGCAAAAGACAUUUUCUACCUGUGCAUCUCACAUCACUGUUGCCUCCAUCUUUUAUGGCAGUUCAAUCUUUAUGUACUCUUUGCCCAAUCAGGGACGUUCUCAGGCUGUCCAGAUGGCAUUUGCUGUCCUUACCUCAGUGGUGACACCAUUACUAAACCCAUUUAUUUAUACUCUAAGGAAUCAGAAGGUCAAAGAGGCCUUAAAAGACUGUUUAAGGAGGUGGAAUGAGUGGAAAUAA
This is a messenger RNA of Podarcis raffonei (Aeolian wall lizard), 987 nucleotides long. RefSeq names its product olfactory receptor 6M1-like. Bases 1 to 987 code for a protein of 328 amino acids. Gene Ontology annotation, biological process: G protein-coupled receptor signaling pathway. Gene Ontology annotation, molecular function: G protein-coupled receptor activity; olfactory receptor activity. Gene Ontology annotation, cellular component: membrane. The record is from RefSeq and is a predicted model, not a curated record. The transcript is spliced from 2 exons. NCBI's taxonomy places the organism in Eukaryota, Metazoa, Chordata, Lepidosauria, Squamata, Lacertidae.